AUGGCAGACUCCAAGACUCCCGUUGGUUUGGCUGUGCCAACGAGGAAACCAGCACCUGCUGGAGAUGCUGAGGAACCCAAAGACACGACUCACACCCCUUCCCAGAGGUACCUGUCGACGAGGGGAGGAUCAUAUGGUCUUUCGUUCGAAGAAGUUGUAUUGAAAGGCCUUGCUUCUGAUGGCGGACUUUUUAUUCCAGAAGAAGUCCCCUCAUUACCCCGCGAUUGGGAGUCAAACUGGCAAAAUCUCUCCUUCUCCGACCUUGCCUUCGAAAUCCUCUCCCUUUACAUCUCGCCCUCCGAAAUACCUCCCCAAGAUCUAAAAGAGAUCAUUGAUCGAAGUUAUUCCACCUUUCGCGCACCAGAAACUACCCCACUUGUCACUCUAAACGAAAAGGACAACCUAUACCUGCUCGAGCUAUUCCACGGUCCUACAUUUGCAUUCAAAGAUAUCGCCUUACAAUUUCUUGGGAACCUCUUCGAAUACUUCCUCGUCAGGCGCAACAAGGGCAAGACUGGAAGGGAUAGACAUCAUCUUACAGUUGUCGGCGCAACCAGUGGUGACACCGGAUCUGCUGCGAUUUACGGUCUGCGCGGGAAAAAAGACAUUUCGGUCUUCAUUUUACAUCCCCAAGGACGAGUCAGUCCAAUUCAAGAGGCUCAGAUGACAACAGUUUUGGAUGCCAAUGUCCACAAUUUGGCUGUUGAGGGAACUUUUGACGAUUGUCAGGAUAUUGUAAAAGCCCUCUUCGCGGAUCCCAAGAUCAACGAGACUCUAAAGCUUGGAGCUGUUAAUUCCAUAAAUUGGGCUCGAAUCUUGGCACAAACUACCUACUACUUCCACGCAUACUUCACACUCACGAAAUCCCCAGCAUACAAAGCAGACCACAAGGUAAGAUUCGUCGUGCCAACUGGGAACUUUGGCGAUAUUCUAGCUGGAUAUUUUGCAAAGCGGAUGGGACUUCCUUCAGAAAAGUUGGUGGUAGCCACAAAUGAGAAUGAUAUCCUUGAUCGAUUCUGGAAGACCGGAAAUUACGUGAAGAAGGCAGUCCAUGGCGCAGCCGCUGAGGGAGGAAUCCCCGCUGAUGGAGCAAAAGCUCAUGAAGACGGUGUGAAGGAGACCUUGAGUCCAGCAAUGGAUAUCCUUGUCUCCAGCAACUUCGAGAGACUACUGUGGUUCUUGGCUUGCGAAUUUGCCGCCGAAGCAGGAAUGGACGAUGAAUGGAACAAGAAACAGGCUGGCCAAGAAGUCGAUGCCUGGUUAAAGCAACUGAAGACGAAGGGCGGAUUUGAAGUCCACGCAGAUAUGUUGAAAUUUGCAAAGAGAGACUUUGAGAGUGAGAGGAUCAGCGACGUCCAAACGCUUGAGACGAUCAAGAAAUUCUACUCCUCUCUCUCUACCAAUGACGUCACAAAUGGCAGUGCCUCUAAAGGAGGGUACAUACUAGAUCCUCACUCUGCAAUUGGCGUUGCUGCAUCAUUGCGAUCCAUCCAGAGAACACCGGGUGUCCAUCACAUUUCUCUUGCCACAGCACAUCCAGCGAAGUUCGCGAAUGCGGUUGACCUGGCGUUGAAAGACGAGGAAGGCUUUAGUUUCAGCACGGUUCUUCCUGAAGAGUUCGUUGGCCUCGAGCAGAAAGAGAGGCGAGUGACUGCUGUCCCCCGGGGAGCUGGAUGGGAAGGUGUGAGAAAGAUCGUUGAAGAUGAGGUCGAAGCCGAGUUGGAGGGGAGCAGAUGA
Messenger RNA from Hyaloscypha bicolor E, 1737 nucleotides. RefSeq names its product putative threonine synthase. Gene Ontology annotation, molecular function: threonine synthase activity. The transcript is spliced from 3 exons. The coding region runs from base 1 to 1737 and encodes 578 amino acids. NCBI's taxonomy places the organism in Eukaryota, Fungi, Ascomycota, Leotiomycetes, Helotiales, Hyaloscyphaceae. Gene Ontology annotation, biological process: L-threonine biosynthetic process. The record is from RefSeq and is a predicted model, not a curated record.